AUGCCACCAAAAUACCAGGAUGUCGUCGAGGAAUUGCACCGGCAAAGCGCGACUGCGGAAGAGAGAUUUGAAGAACUACAAUCGGCAAUCGUUGAGCUUACACAGCAAACUCACGAGUUUCAAGAACGCGUCGACAAUAAGCUUCAACGUGUAUUGGAUGCCAAUUCAACAGACAGCAAAUCGCCGAAUUCCACAAACAACAAUGAAAGCAACAUACCUUUGCCAUCCAACCUUGAUGGAAAUGCCCGCUCAUUGAAGAUCGGCGAUAUCGUGAACUUCAUUAAGGACCAUCAAACAACAGGCCAAGAAAGCAACGAUCAAGUGGUCAACGCGUUGAAGCAGGAAAUGGAAAGGAUCGUGAGAUAUGCAACUGAUGCUAUUAUUCACCACAUGCGACAAGAAACCGGAACCGAUGAGAUUCCAUCAUGGGGAAAGCUUGAUCAAAAGCGUCGUCGUGAACUCAGAGGUUUGGCCGCCGAGGGCAUUGUUACGGCUGGAAUCCCUGUCAAUCGAGCUACGGCAGAUUGGGUAAUGCAAUACGUGAUCUCCAAUCAUUGGCACAGCAAAAUCGGUCAUCGUAAUCGCACUCAGAGCCAACAACAGCACCAACGACAGAGCCAAACGAUUACAAACGAAGACGACUCGGCUCAAGAGGCGGGGGAGAUUACCCCUCUUCGAGAACGAGAUGAGAAUGUUGAACCUACACCGCGACACACAAGAUCCAAUAGCUUGCCACAGAAACGACGUGAUGUCAACAACCAAAACGAUCGUCGUACUAAACAGCGAUCUUCCACGCGCACAUCCAACCAUCACAGCAACACUGGUUAG
Molecule: messenger RNA, 828 nt
Organism: Lichtheimia ornata
Lineage: Eukaryota; Fungi; Mucoromycota; Mucoromycetes; Mucorales; Lichtheimiaceae
Exons: 3
Coding region: 1-828 (275 amino acids)
Source: RefSeq, a predicted model, not a curated record